Molecule: messenger RNA, 3237 nt
Organism: Sardina pilchardus (European sardine)
Lineage: Eukaryota; Metazoa; Chordata; Actinopteri; Clupeiformes; Clupeidae
Product: zinc finger protein 616-like
Exons: 4
Coding region: 52-1317 (421 amino acids)
Biological process (GO): regulation of transcription by RNA polymerase II
Cellular component (GO): chromatin; transcription regulator complex; PcG protein complex
Molecular function (GO): DNA-binding transcription factor activity, RNA polymerase II-specific; RNA polymerase II cis-regulatory region sequence-specific DNA binding
Source: RefSeq, a predicted model, not a curated record
AUAAUAAUAACAAACAUUCCAGCAAUAACAGCCUAUUUUUCCUUUAGCCGAAUGCAUAUGUUGCACACAAUGAUUACGGCGUCUAAACCACACUUUAGGGGUAAAAUUUCUUCUCUUUUAGAGGAGUUGUUGGCGGCUGCUGUGACGGAAAUUUGCGAGCUAUUUGAUAAUGAAUUUGCUAAUGUUACUUUACGUGCGGAAUGUCCCAGAUGUAAGCACUCUAAGGAAGUCGAAAGGAGAUCACAUUCAACACCACAUCGGAACAAUUCUACUGGGGACGUCCACAGGUUCACUUCUAGAGAUGAGGAUGCUCAGAAAGAUUGCAUUCGCGGAGAAUAUGAACGGAAUACAAAUGCAGACGCGGGAGCUCAGCAAACCAUACCACAGUGCAGCCAGUGGGACAUGGGUGCCAGCGGUGGACAGGCCAAACAUGCCAGUAAAGAAAUGGGUACAAAGAUAGAGUUGUUGUCCAUCAAACAGGAAGUUGUGGAAGAAUCUGACUUUCAGACAGAAGGGGAAGACGGACAGGAGGGAGUGGCUGGCUCAGAUAUCACGCUGCCUGACCCUAACCUGGACCUCAGCACGUCGCUGUCACCCCCCGCCGGACUGCAGUGGGCCCCUCACGGGCCGUUCAUCCAUGCCGACGGCAUCUGUGACGCUAAAUUUGAAUUGGACAAUGGCCACUCCAGUUCUGCUAACAAGGACGAAGUAAGUGAGAACAGUGGCCAUGGCGAUUUGGAGCACUACCACGACGAGCAGGGGACGGGUCUGUGGGACGGGGACACGACUGCUGGUUCUCACCAUCAGGACGAGGGGCGGAGGGAGGACGUGGAUCUCGGGAAUUCACACUUCUCCCGCUGGUCCGCGUCUCCGCUCAGGAAUCAGGCGUAUCUGCACAAGCAGUGGUCGAGGUGCAGAAAGACAGCGGGGCCUGUGAGCAUGUGUAGCGCGAGUCUGUCGGGCGCCGUCUCCUUAGACGCAAGGACCGGCGGCUCUGGCCAUCAACUGCACGCACCUUUGAGUCUCACCGAAGAGCAGGAGAGGAGGUUCACCUGCCCGAUAUGUGGGAAGAGACUGUUGUCCGAGCAGACGCUGAAGUCGCACCAGAAGGUCCACUCGGGAUACGCUCCGCAUCAGUGCAAUCAGUGCGGCAAGCGGUUCUCCCGCCUGGAGAACCUCAAGGUGCACCAGAACAUCCACACGGGACUUAAACCGUACACCUGCAAGUUCUGUCUGAAGAAAUUCAACGCCCCAAGCAAUUUCAACCGACAUAAACGUGCUUGCCUGAAGAGGAAGCUAGCUCAGUUCAGUUCAUAAUAGUUGGAGUCGAUCAUUGGUUGGAAGUAGUUUACUUUGAUGUUAGGCUCAGGUUCAAUGUGUGAGUGUGUGUGGUGUGUGUGUGUGUGUGUAUGCAUGUGUGUGAGGUGAAGUUUUGGUGUAUAGAAUGAGUACUGUUGUAGAUAUGAGCACUCAUGCAUUAGUUCCUUGUUUCAGUUAUUAGCGGACAGAUUUACCCAAAGGAACUCUGUAGCAGAAGACGUCAUCUAUUCAGAGCGUCCUUUACCUUUACCUUUAUACGAGUGGCUCACUCUUUCAGCUCACCUGGGGAGAAUACCUUACCUGUCACACUUGAGUGAGUUACCUGAGUGAAGGUGAUGAUGAGGGAACUUUUUGAGCAAUGUUGGGCAGCGCUGUUGGGAAACACUGCCAUUGCUCCUGAAGUUGCCUUAUGUAUCAUCAUGAUCUUUAGGAGCCAUUCCACUCUUCCACUUUUCUUGACUGAUCAUGUAUGUUAGUAGGCAAAUGUGUUGGAUAGAACUCAGAUAACUGUUUGAUGGGGUAAUGUGCUAUGCUAGUAUCCUUUUUAUCAGAUGCUGGUGCUCAUGCUGUCAGAUUUUAGCGAGUCAUGGUGCUGAGCAUUUUUAUUUGAGUCAUUUUUUAUUUUGCAAUUCUAAUGUGUGUUCCUUUGAAAGUGGACAUACAUUGUACUGUGCUUCAGUUAAGUUUCUACGGCUAAUACUGUAACAUCCUGCUUUCCAUUCUUCGUUCUUCUUAUGAUUGACGCGUGACCUGAUUCUGAUCCAUUGGGCCACGGGCUCUGUGGUCAAUACACGGAUGUGGUCAGUAAAUGGUUGAGGUUUUUUUUUAAAAUAUUAUUUAUUUGCAUAAAACACUGUCCUGCGGUUCACACACAAUGCGACUAAUACACAGGAAAUUACUCUACUUAGUAUGAAACUCAUUCAUUAUGUAGAGCCUCUGGAAUUGUACUCAUGAUCACAGCUUUCUUUUAUUUGUGUCUGUAACCAAGCUUUUAGUGAAAAAAAUCAUUCCAUGGCCCCUAAUUUGAAUGACACGAGUCUAACAAAGCAAAUUUAAUUACUAGGCAAAAUCAGUUUGCUCGCUGAACACCAUGGGCAAGACUUUAAGCGCAGACAUUGAUGUGCCAGCUCAGUGCAUAUGGCACUCAGUAGCCCUAGUACCUCCAUGAGACACUGAGCUUUUUGCCAUUUAAAUAAGAAGCUCAUAUGGCCAGUGGUGUAAAUAGGACGCAAUUCUUAGAGAUUCCUCCAUGUCAUCUGGCUGCUGGAUUUUUUUGCCUUCUUAGAUCAUACUGUCAGAUUCGCACACAUUCCAGUAGAAGGAUAUGCAUCACGGCGCUAUUAGAUGAAGAGGUGAAACUACAACAGUAGUUCAUGCUAUGUUUAUCACAAAAAUCAUCCUACUCGCCUGAUUGCCGGGUUUCCUAUCCAGUUCAUGGAUACAUUAUGAUCAAUUGGGUGAUGUGGUAUGAUAAUCAUUGUUGCCGUCAGUCUUGAAAAGAGAAAUGACCCCCUUUUAUUGGACUUGAAAAUAUCAUUUUGUUUUUAUCAUUUUGUUCUUUGUUAUUUAUUCAGUAUCUUUGAGUUUUUUUUUUCUUUUUUUAUAUUUUUGAGUGUAUAUAUUCUGUACUGACAAAUCACCAAAUUAAACAUAAAACAUAUGUUUGAAUCUGUUGGAGGCAUCAGACAAGUGCUUGGGUCAGAAGUAUUGGCGAAAUUGUGUUUGUGAAAAUUAGUCAUUUCUAAUUUCAACAUUGUCCUGUAGAGGGUGCUAUAGAACCCUUUGUCAUGGGCCAGGGUUCCUGUAAGGUGUCUAGAUUGUGGGGUGAAACUGUGAUUAAUGGCCAAACUGUAAGAUGUUGUAUUUGCAAAGUGAUUCAGACUUGGCAGGCACUUUUAUUUUUAAAUAUUUAAUGUC